This is a messenger RNA of Pelagomonas calceolata, 848 nucleotides long. The record is from the annotation of a GenBank genome assembly. NCBI's taxonomy places the organism in Eukaryota, Pelagophyceae, Pelagomonadales, Pelagomonadaceae.
ACAAGUCCCGCUGCGCAAAGCCCCUCCGCACCGGGAGAGCCACUGACCUGCUGGGCAAGCGCGAGCCGCAGCGAAAGAUGGCCCGCAACCUCUCGAUAAUAAUCUUGGAGACGCUCUUCACGGCGCUCUGCGUGGUUCUGGUAUUAGUGAACCUGAAGUACAACCACGGCUGCGGCGGCUACGAUCCGGGCUCCGCGACGUCGCGGCGCGUCGCGCUGGAGCGCCGCCUCGAGGCCAUGGAGGUCGAGGCCCGGGAGAACGCGGCGCUCCUGCACGAGGUCAUCAUGGGCCUGGAAGACCGCUUCGGCAUCACGAAAAUGAUGGAUCUGCGGGAGCUAAAGAAGGAGUGCCACGCGGAAGCGGCGGCCAUCGUGGCGCACCUCGCCGAGGACCACGCGCCGCCGAUGCCCGUCUUCGGCGACAGCAGUCCGGAUGAAGGUUCCACGACCUUCGGCGACGACGUCUACAAGGACGACGUCUUGGCCGAGGGCGGCGGCGACGACCGCUACGGCGAGACGAGCGCCGAAGAAAGUCCAGAAGACGACCGCGUCGUCGACCUGCCGCCGACGGAGGAACGGCGCGAGGCUUGUAGAAAGUGGCGGACCGACCACGCGGUCUCGCCGGGCGUAUCCUGGGGCACGCUGCCCGCGGACCUGCAGCGGACGUGGCGGGACUACGACUGCGACAUCUUCCUCCAGGACGCGGUCCAGGGCAUGCUCGCUAACGAGGGGGAGCACGCGGAGCGGCGGGAGAGCCUCGACGCCAAGGCCGCGAGCCGCCUCGACGACGACUUCUUCGACGACAAGGGCGACGACGAGGUCGUCGGAGACAUAAGUAGCAUAUCCUAA